Molecule: messenger RNA, 1765 nt
Organism: Xiphias gladius (swordfish)
Lineage: Eukaryota; Metazoa; Chordata; Actinopteri; Istiophoriformes; Xiphiidae
Exons: 4
Coding region: 169-1086 (305 amino acids)
Source: RefSeq, a predicted model, not a curated record
UUCAACAUUUCUGUGACGUUUGCGAAACGUGAUAUCAUGCGCUGGAAAUUGCUGUUUAAUAACAACUUCCGCUUCUUCCCCGUGGCGAAGUGCCAACAGAAACGUUAUAAAAAGGUUUACUAAGGUUUUCGGGAACGUUUUAUCGCUUCACAGCCUGCAAAAACUUAAAUGGAGCAUGAUAAUGGCGACAACUACGACUGGUCGACGGAACGACGAGUGGAAGGUUUGGUGAACAAACAUAUGGCAGACAUUGCUCUGGAAACCCUCCAGCAGAGGCUGACUGCUGUGUCCGAUGAGAUGCACAGUCUGGCCGAACAUGUCUCCAGACGCUCAGGUGAGGAGUUGAAGGACGAGCCGCGGAGAGCGGACGUCAGCCUCGGCGUGGAGCCGCCGCUCUCCUCCGCCUGUAGCUCCGGAGCCGCUGACAACUUCAUCUCCGCCUGUUCCACAGAGAUUGCAGCUCAGCGGAAGAUCAUUGCCCUACUGGUGGAGAUCAAGGAGGAGCAGCAGAGGCAGUGGGCAGUACUGAGGGAUCUUCAGGCCCGACUGCUGGCUCAGACUAGCUAUGAAGAGGAGGAUGUGGAGGCUCUGGAUAAGGAUCUCCCUCUGAGGACCCUUGAGCAGCUGGAUGAGAUGGAGAGACGGCUGGAAGAGCCAGGAAUACAAAAGAGACUGGUGUCUUACUUGUCCCGGAUGGGUGGGGCUACAGUCGAUGAUGCAGUGAGACGUCUUAUGCAAGCUGUGCUUUCAUUCGCUGUUGGUUCUGAGCUAAAUUGGGUGGGCCGUGGACAGAAGAGGAGCUUCAGGAACACUCGCCUCCAAGGGGUCCUCUUCCUUUUGUGCUUUCUCGUCUUCCCCCUCUCUCUUCCUGUCACUUUCUGCAGGUAUUUCUGCUCCUGGUGCUGCAGAGUCUGGAUCCGUGACUGCAAACCACCUAUUGUCCCCACGAUCCUGCUCAAUACCCACUGCUUCAAUUAUUGUUAUUCUUUUUAUUAUUAUCAUGAUGAAUGUUUAUGUGGAACCUGCACUGCACAUUAUAAAAAGUACAGUCUAGAACUGAUCUAUAUGAAAAGUGCCCUGAGAUAACCUCUGUUAUGAUUUGGCGCUAUAUGAAUAAAAUUGAAUUGAAUUGAAUUGAAUUGAAUAAUUUGUAGAUCAGCUCCAUUGUGGCUAGAAUUGAACAUGUGGAAGCAAAGAUCGACCAGGCAAAGGACAAAGGAAACAGCAUUAUUGUAAUCGAUAACUCUGUAGAUGGCAGAAUUGAUUUAUAGUUGAAGCAUCAAUGUUGAUUAAUUGAUUUUUUUAUUUUUUUUCCUGUUACUUUCCCCCUGUAGGAUCUGUUAGGGCUGACCCCCAUGUGCAUUUUAGUUAUUUGCUGAUUAAGUUUGAUAGUCAUAUUUUGUUAGAUGCUGAUGCGUCGAAUUGGACGCUUGGAAGACUGUAUUAGUGAUACUGAUAAUGUAGAGUCAGAGCAGCUGAGAUGGUGUUGUAAAUAAACCAGGUGACAUUUUUGAAAGAAUCUAAAUGUUAUGUUGUGUGUUAAAUGGGAAAAUAUUGGGGAGAAAUAAUUUCACUUCAAUAUCUGGGAAAAGGCAAAGUACAUUACAUUAUCUCUCCACAUGAUGGACUAAAUGCUUGUGUUGACUUGACAAUUCAGACUCUGAAUUAAUUAAUUGAGAGAAGAGGUAGCAGUCACCUCAGUUGGAUAGGGAAUUGCUGUAGAGUUCCCGAUCAUUCUUUGUUCUGACUUUUAUUGCAAUUGUUA